Messenger RNA from Ictalurus furcatus (blue catfish), 6878 nucleotides. RefSeq names its product protocadherin gamma-C5-like. NCBI's taxonomy places the organism in Eukaryota, Metazoa, Chordata, Actinopteri, Siluriformes, Ictaluridae. The record is from RefSeq and is a predicted model, not a curated record. The transcript has 5 exons. The coding region runs from base 2174 to 5053 and encodes 959 amino acids. Gene Ontology annotation, cellular component: plasma membrane. Gene Ontology annotation, molecular function: calcium ion binding. Gene Ontology annotation, biological process: homophilic cell-cell adhesion.
GUUAGUUUAUGCUGCACCAUGCCUCUAGAUGACAUGAUAUCACCCUCAUGCUUAAGGGUUAUAUCUACUGUAUUAGAACAUUAUCACCUAUGCUCCAUUUGAUACACUCUAUGGCCAAAAGUAUGUGGACACCUCAACUCUGAUCAGUUUGCAGCUACGCUCCCCCAUAUGUAGCAAGCUGUGAUGCACUGUGUGUUCUGACACCUUUCUAGCCAGCAUUACCUUUUUCAGCAAUUUGUGCUACAGCAGCUGUUCUGUGGGAUCAGACCAGAUGGGCUAGCCUUCAUUCCCCAUGCACAUCAAUAAGCCUUGGGAGCCCAUGACCCUGUCACUGGUUCACUGGUUGUCCUUCCUUGUGCCACUUUUGAUAGGUACUAACCACUGUAUACCGGGAACACCGCACAUGAUCUGCCAUUUUGGAGCUGCUGUGACCCAGUCUUCGAGCCAUCACAAUUUGGCCCUUGUCAAAGUUGCUCAGAUCCUUACGCUUGCCCAUUCUUCCUGCUUCCAACAAAUCAACUCCAAGAACUGACUGUUCACUUGCUGCCUAAUAUAUCCCACUUAUUGACAGGUGCCACUGUAACGAGAUAAUCAAUGGUAUUCACGUUACCUGUCAGUUGUUUUUAUGUUAUGGCUGUUUGGUGUAUACUAUAGCUAAAGCUUUAACAUUUCCUCUGGAACCCAAUAUUUGCCAAAGCAUCCAGAAACUUAUGAAACAUUUUUUGCACUUUCUGGUAUGUUAACGUCCAAGCACUGCUGUGCAUUAUAGAUGAAACGUGGUCCAACUUUGUUUUUCUGUAAAUCUGAUGAUAAAUCAAUUGUAUCUGAGGCUACAUGUAUGAAGCACUACAUCUUAUAUUCUUCUUCAUUCUUUUUCUUAUUUCAUCAGCUUUAUAAUCAAACUUGUAGGAAAGAAUUUUACUGAGAGAAAAGAACAAUUUUUGAAGCAUAAGGUUCACCUACAAAGCCAGUAAAUACGUUUUCUUUCUGCGUUGGAUAGCUGAAGCAAAUGGACUUUGAGUGAUAGCAUCAGGAUUACUGAAGCUGUCAAUACAGUGAAGCCAGAGGCACUCCUCGGAAUGCGUGUAGUGACGCUAAAAUCUUCUGCCCAUGAUUUGUUGCACUGGGAGUGAGAAGUUGUUUUUCUACAUAUUUAAAUACUGUUACAGUGGGGAAUUGUGAAUGACACAUUUUGAUCACAUAUGCAUCAUUUUUCUUGAUCUUUAAUGCAUCUUUAAUUAAUGCUAUUUUGAGUGAUGAACAAAGCAGUUUUUUUCUGUUUUCCUACCAAUAUUAUUUGUGCAUUAAUAUCUAUAUUAUGACUGAGGAAAAACCCUAGAACAUUUGUCAAACGUGGUUUGUUUAUCAAUCAUAAAAUUAGUUUUAUCAAUCGUAGAUUUAACUUUUGCUAAAAUUCUGACACAGCCUAAAGUUUUCUGAUCUUCGCCAUGUAUUCUCUGGUGUAACAAAAAAUAAGCACCUCGGCCAGCUCUUGAGUUUACGAAUUAGUAACCAUGACUAUAUUUUCAGUCUAAUAUACCAUGUAAUUCUACUGGUCUUUUCUCUUUCUAGAGUUUAUACAGUAGCUUUCUUUAGCCUAUUUAUUGUUGUUGUAUUAUAAAAGCAUCAGUAUGUUUAAUGGGAUAAUGGUAGAUGAAUUAAUAUAAUUGCAAUUAUUAUGAUAAUUUGCUGUUCAAUUAUAGACAAUUUAUUUAUCAUUCUAAAUAAUCUCAUCUAUAUGUAUUCCUAGAUUUAUAUACAAGUUGUUUAAAAAAUAUUAGACAGUAAACUGCUUUGAUUAACUAUUUUCAUUCAAAAUUGAUUAAAGUCUACAGCUGUAAUUAGUAUAGUAUACCAUUAUUACUACAUUAAAUGGAUAGAAACUAUUAAUUUCCAUAUUCAUUCGUUUAUUAAUACAUUAAAUCUUUGGAAGGGAAAUAGUAAUGACUGGAGAAAAUACACUGCAAUAUAUCAAAAUAUACUCAAAGCGUCGCUGUUCACCUACGGAGUAAAAUAUAAUAAACCUCUCCACCCAUUUCAUGUCGUCUUCCAGCCUCUCCUGUCACCUACAAACAUUGCUGCAUUCGGCUGUUUACUGUCAGUAAAAAUUCCGAAUAGACGACAGUAAUUAGAUACAUUUAGAACACAGUAGGGACAUUUUAUUGUUGCUAAAAUGGACACGAAGAUGGGUUUGUUUGCGAUAUUAUUUUCUCUUGGCUUUAUUUUAAUUUUUCUUCACCCAGUCCAUGGAGAUUUGAGCUACACUGUUCCGGAGGAAACGAAGCGUCAAUAUUUGAUUGGACAUGUAGCAAAGGAUCUCGGACUUGAUGGGAAACGUUUAACUGCUCGUAGGGCUCGUGUGGAGACAGAGGACAGCGUGAAACGGUACUGCGACAUUAAUCUGAGUAGUGGAAAUCUGGUCGUGGCGGAAACAAUAGACCGAGAGAAGCUUUGCGGGUCGAGGAUUUCUUGCAUUCUUAAUUACGAGCUUGUGUUGGAAAAUCCUCUUGAAGUGCAUCGCAUUUCACUGCAGAUUGAGGACGUAAACGAUAACUCACCCCUUUUUCCCAAUGAGCGCAUCAGCUUUGAAAUUACAGAGUCGGCUGACAAAGGUGAGCGUUUCCCUUUGGAAGAAGCUCAUGACUUGGACAUAGGACCUAAUGCAGUUCAGGGAUAUUCACUUGAAAAAAAUGAACACUUUAUUUUAUCUGUGCAUGAGAACCCGGACGGAGGAAAAUCCGCUACGUUGGUCCUGGAGAAAGAGCUCGAUCGUGAACAGCAAAAAGACAUUAAUUUAAUUCUUACCGCGUUUGAUGGCGGUAAUCCGCCGAAAUCAGGGACAGCUGUUAUAUAUGUUAAUGUUCUGGAUGCCAAUGACAAUAUUCCUAUGUUUAGUCAACCUGUGUACAGAGUGAGUCUAGCUGAAAACACGCCUUUAGGCACGGAGGUGAUUACAGUCAGCGCGACUGAUGCUGAUGAAGGUGCCAACGGUGAUGUCACAUAUGAGCUCAGUCGUUUAUCUGAUAAUUCAGCAAAAUUAUUUUCCCUUGAUAAAAUCACUGGACAAAUUACGGUGAGUGGGAACAUCGAUUAUGAAGAUGAAAAAUAUUAUGAAAUGAGAGUACAAGCCAAAGAUGGUCCUGGCCUAGUAUCAUCUGCUAAAAUUAUUAUAGACAUUACAGACGUCAAUGACAAUGAACCUCGAAUUAUUCUUAAAUCAUUAAAUGACCCAAUAUCUGAGAACUCUGUCACAGGCACUGAGGUGGCCAUUAUUAAUGUACAAGAUAAAGAUUCAGGAGACAACCGACAGGCAAAUUGUUAUAUUCAGCAAAAUGUGCCUUUCAAAUUAAAUCCAUCUAUCAAAAACUACUUUUCUUUAGUAACCACAAGCAUGCUCGAUCGAGAGAAAGAAUCAGAUUACAAUAUAACAAUCACUGCUACUGAUGGAGGGUCUCCACCUUUAUCUUCUUCUAUAACGAUUCAUCUAUCAGUGUCAGACGUCAAUGACAAUCCUCCUGUAUUUGAACAGCAAUCCUACACUGCAUAUGUGAUGGAAAAUAACAAACCAGGAACCUCUAUUAGUUCUGUUACUGCAAGAGACCCAGACUGGAGGCAGAACGGUACAGUACUGUAUUCUCUGUUACCCAGUGAGAUAAACGGUGUUGCAGUAUCCACAUUAUUAUCCAUUAACUCAGAUACAGGAGUGAUCCAUGCUGUGAGGUCAUUUGACUAUGAAAAGUUCAGAAACUUUAAAGUCCAGGUUGUAGCCAGAGACAGUGGUUCUCCUCCACUCAGCAGCAACGUGACUGUGAGUGUGUUCAUAUCAGAUGAAAAUGAUAACUCUCCACAGAUAUUAUACCCUGCUCCAGAAGGAAAGUCUUUAAUGACUGAGAUGGUCCCUAAAGCUGCUCUCUCUGGCUCUCUGGUCUCCAAAGUGAUCGCUGUGGAUGCUGACUCUGGACAGAACGCGUGGCUGUCCUAUCAGAUUGUCAAAUCUACUGAUCUGGGACUUUUCACUAUCGGUCUCCAUAGUGGAGAGAUCAGAGCUCAGAGGGACAUUACUGAAUCUGACAGCAUGAAACAGAACCUUGUUAUCUCAGUGAAAGACAACGGACAGCCACCUCUCUCUGCUACCUGUUCUGUAUAUUUAUUGAUUUCUGACAAUCUUGCUGAAGUUCCAGAUCUUAAAGACAUGACUUAUGAGGAGAACAAUUCCAAAGUGACUUUUUAUUUGAUCAUCGCGCUAGUUUCCGUGUCCACGUUCUUUCUGACUUUCAUUAUUCUGAUCCUCGCUGUGAGGUUUUGCCACAGGAGAAAGCCCAGACUGUUGUUUGAUGGAGCAGUCGCCAUUCCGAGCGCGUAUCUCCCUCCCAACUAUGCGGAGGUGGAGGGAGCUGGAACUCUCCGCAGUUCUUACAAUUAUGACACAUAUCUAACAACAGGAUCACGCACCAGUGACUUUAAAUUCAUCACGUCUUACAAUGACAGUACUCUUACUGCUGCUGGAACACUUAAGAAGGUCCAAAAUGACACUUUGGCUGCGAGCUUGAUUUCACUUAACAAUACAGGGCAGGGAGAUGAGCAAAAGCCACCGAACAAUGAUUGGCGCUUACCUCCGAACCAGAGGCCUGGACCUAGUGGCCAGCACAGGUUCCACACCCUGCAGCAGAGAUGGACUCCAUACGAGAAGUCCAGAGCUGGAGCUCGUCCUGAAGAAGCUGGUGCUGGCGCAGUAGUAGGAACAGGACCAUGGCCGAAUCCCCCCACAGAGGCAGAACAGCUCCAGGCUCUGAUGGCUGCUGCGAACGAAGUGAGUGAAGCCACAGCGACUCUCGGUCCUCGCUACAAUGCUCAGUACGUCCCAGACUACCGACAGAACGUUUACAUACCUGGCAGCACCGCUACGCUAACGGCUAACCCACAGCAGCAGAUGCCUCAACAGGCUCUGCCACCUCCUCAGGCCCCGCCCCAGGCCGCUCCCACCGCCGACGUCCCCAAGGCUGCCCCGACCCCGGCCAGCAAGAAGAAGGUCACCAAGAAGGACAAGAAGUAAGGCAGUAGGACAGCAUUAGAUUAGAUUAGAUUAGCAGUGGCGCUCUACUGCUCCAAUCUGAGCAUUUCUCGUCUGCGCAUGUUAAACUAGAAUAUGUAAUCAUCCGAAAUUUCUUUAGUGCCGAGACUAAAUUUCAGUUCCGAUUAGUUCUUAGACACGAUGCAAGAAAUUCCCAGCUUUUUUGUGUGUGUGUGCUAGAUUUUGUACCCUAGUGUAAAAACAGAAACGUCAAUAAGAACUUAACAGGACGAGAUGUUUACGUUCGUGUAACAUAGACAAACAAAGUCUGUUCUGUAAUCCUGUUUGAUAGCACUGCUGAAAAAUACACAUUUGUCAUGUUUUUUUGUGAUCUUUAUAAAUGCAAAGUAGAUGCUACUUGUUGUGACAAGAACGAAAAUGAAAUGUGUGGUGUAUGGGGUUUUUUGGGUUUUUGGGGGGGGGGUUUUGAGGAUGUGCCAUAGCCCUGGGAAAAAGAUUUUAGUUUUCUUCUUGCAUGAUCCACUUUUUAAACCAUAGUAUUGAAAAAGAACUAUGCAGUGUGGAAAAGAAAAGAUGCGUAAAAGUAUGAAGUUAAAUGUAUUUACAGUAAGAGAAGGCAUUUUCCUCAUAAAAACACCAGCAACUGAAAAGUUGGACUGUUUGUAUUGUAGGAAAAAAACAAAAAAACAAACGUAAGAUUGGAUUCAGUCUCCGUAAAGUUGUUUAGCGCUACUAAAGCAAUGCUAGCUUAAUGAUAUAUAAUGAUUAUAUAUAAUGUUAUUAUUUAAACACCCACCAACUCCGUAUAGCCGUAUAUCACUCCUAUCGAUUUGCAUUAAAUGAAGUGUUUCCUAAACCUUGGAUAUAGUGGAUGUUUCCCGAGCCUUUGGUCUGUGUUAGCACAUUUUUGGUUGAGCAUGAUCAUUCAAAGUUCUUCGAUUAAAGCCGAUCGAGUUGUGGGAUGAGAACCCUCAAAACUUUGAACAAAUAAAUAAUAUUCACUGGAUUGAUGGAGAUAUGAAGGAGAUAUUUGAUGUGGUAAACAUUGCCAAUUUUAUUCUGUGAAACUUCCUGUAAAUACCCCCCCCCUCCCUGCCAAUUGGUAAGAUCUCGGGGUGUACGCCGCUCCGUUCUAGGCCAAAUUCGACUUUAUUACUCUCCUACUUUCUGUACAAUCCGAAAUCCCAGUGUAAAUAAGACAUGUGACCUGUCUGUACAAACUAGAGCCACAAACAUCAGGCUAGCACAGGAAUGUUUAAGUAUUUUUUAGAAAAAUAUCAUUAAAAAAACAAACAAAAAGAAAACCUAAAAAAAAAAAGUGUAGUGCUUUAGAUACAAAAACGCUUCAAACUCACUUACUAACCAAACUGUAAAUACAACCAUGCCAUCUAUGAAGGAAACGCAAUCGUAGCUUAGGCCUUGUGAAAUUUUAAAAAAUGUGCAUAUUUUUGUGUUUUUUUCCUUCUCUUUCACUUUAUUUCUUCCAAGCUAAAAAAAAAAAAAAAUACUAAAAAGGUAAUGUGCUUUUAGCGUGCCCUUCCCAUGACAUCUCUCUAUAGUCUUCUGUGUUUGUAAUUACAGUAAGCUGUUAAUGCUACCGGAAUGGCUAUUCCUGUCUGUUUAACUCUAAAUAUAUAUAAAAUAUAAAUGUCUGUCUGCUGCUUGAAUACCUUUCUGUAUUCAACUGUGAUAACUUUCUUUUUUCAUUUUUAUUUUAAACUUUUAGCGCUUCAUGUCCUGCUUUUUAUUCCAUAUGCAGAUAUUUAUAUGGCUGUUGAUUUUGUUUAUGUUCUUGUUUAUUAAUGGGACACUUACAUUUCAAAUAAAAGUUUGUCAGAACUCACAA